UGUUUUGUGUGAUUUCUGCGAUUUCUGAUUCUAAAAUAUUUUGAGUGGUUGACACUAAAGUUGUUACUUACUUCAACUCCGUAAUUUGUGUAAUUUACUUUUGAAAAUGAAUCAAGCAGAUGUGAGCAGGCUAGUUUCCAAACUUAAAAUCAAUGUCUUACCAAAACACCGGCGCCUCACAAACCCUGAUGGGCCUAAAGGCAGAAUGUUUCGGAUGCAAAAGACAGUAACAGCUCUUUUUAAGCACGAAAGGCUGGAAGUGACAAGAAACACGGCCGACGAAGCUCGUGGCUACGCGGAGAGGCUGAUAUCAGAAGCUAUCAGAUACGGAGACAAGCACAAUGCAACGAUGGAGCUUGCUGAUUUCUGGCUCCUCGAGAAGCAGCUGGUCCACAAAUUGUUCAAAGUGCUCGUGCCUAGAUUUGAGAACUACAAUAUUUCAUACACGAGAUGCUUGCCACUCACGCCGACCUAUCCCUGCACAAAAACUGACCAAUUCCCAAAAUCUCUCCUGGAGCUCAAAGGAAAUCCAUAUCCGCCAAUUAUGCCGAAAGAUCCUCACAAUGGCAGUUUACUCCACAACAUUCUACUGGAAGAAGCCAGAAAGGAAAUGAGACAAACGCAAUACUUAGAGACAGCGAAGAGUAUUGGAAAGGAGGACAAGUCUGCGUGGGUUGUGAAUGAAAAAGCAGAAGACAGUGGAAGUAGUAGUGAAGACGAACGCAAGAAAGAUUAAAUUAAAAAUUGUUUUACCUUCAGUAGUGAUAAUUACAGUUCAACCUGAUGCUA
Molecule: messenger RNA, 789 nt
Organism: Cloeon dipterum
Lineage: Eukaryota; Metazoa; Arthropoda; Insecta; Ephemeroptera; Baetidae
Gene: mRpL17
Product: mitochondrial ribosomal protein L17
Exons: 4
Coding region: 107-736 (209 amino acids)
Biological process (GO): translation
Cellular component (GO): mitochondrial large ribosomal subunit; ribosome
Molecular function (GO): structural constituent of ribosome
Source: RefSeq, a predicted model, not a curated record